Molecule: messenger RNA, 758 nt
Organism: Nycticebus coucang (slow loris)
Lineage: Eukaryota; Metazoa; Chordata; Mammalia; Primates; Lorisidae
Product: nucleoside diphosphate kinase B
Exons: 5
Coding region: 161-619 (152 amino acids)
Biological process (GO): GTP biosynthetic process; CTP biosynthetic process; UTP biosynthetic process
Molecular function (GO): nucleoside diphosphate kinase activity
Source: RefSeq, a predicted model, not a curated record
CCGCGGGUUGGACAGCAAGGCCCUCCGGGGUGUGGCCGCCCCGCGCCCCGCCCCGGGUCCCUCCUUCGCCGGCGCUCCCGGGGCGGGUGGUCGCUCCAGAUCUCGGCUUCCGCCGCCCAGUCGACACCGCCGCCGCCCGGCCCCGCCAGCCUCCCGGACCAUGGCCAACCUCGAGCGCACCUUCAUCGCCAUCAAGCCGGACGGCGUGCAACGCGGCCUGGUGGGCGAGAUCAUCAAGCGCUUCGAGCAGAAGGGAUUCCGUCUUGUGGCCAUGAAGUUCCUUCGGGCCUCUGAAGAACACCUGAAGCAGCACUAUGCUGACCUGAAAGACCGCCCAUUCUUCCCUGGACUGGUGAAGUACAUGAACUCAGGCCCUGUUGUGGCCAUGGUCUGGGAGGGGCUGAAUGUGGUGAAGACAGGCCGAGUGAUGCUUGGGGAGACCAAUCCAGCGGAUUCUAAACCAGGCACCAUUCGUGGGGACUUCUGCAUUCAAGUUGGCAGGAACAUCAUUCAUGGCAGCGACUCAGUAAAAAGUGCUGAAAAAGAAAUCAGCUUGUGGUUUAAGCCUGAAGAAUUGGUUGACUACAAGUCCUGUACUUAUGACUGGGUCUAUGAAUAAGAGGUGGACAAAGCAGCAGUCCCCUUCAACACUGCUUGGUGUGUCCCUGGACACAGAUCUUCAUUCCACUGACUUGGAAGCAAUAGGGUUGAUUUUUCUUUUCUAAAGCAUAUUUACCAAUAAAGCCGUUGGGAACUGG